This is a messenger RNA of Vanderwaltozyma polyspora DSM 70294, 1608 nucleotides long. RefSeq names its product coatomer subunit delta. Gene Ontology annotation, cellular component: COPI vesicle coat; cytosol. Lineage: Eukaryota; Fungi; Ascomycota; Saccharomycetes; Saccharomycetales; Saccharomycetaceae. Gene Ontology annotation, biological process: Golgi localization; endoplasmic reticulum to Golgi vesicle-mediated transport; retrograde vesicle-mediated transport, Golgi to endoplasmic reticulum. The transcript has a single exon. The record is from RefSeq and is a predicted model, not a curated record. Bases 1 to 1608 code for a protein of 535 amino acids.
AUGACAGUAUUAGCAGCUUCGAUCACGACACGUAGUGGGAAACCACUUUUAUCAAGACAAUUUACCGAAAUUACCAAAGAUAGAGUAAUGGAAUUGUUGUCUAAUUUCCAAGGUCUAGUUGCUAAUAUUUCUUCAGAUCAUACUUAUGUGGAGAGUGAACAUGUUAGAUAUGUUUAUAAGCCUUUUGACGAUUAUUACUUAAUUCUAGUCACCAAUCGUCAGUCUAACAUUAUUCAGGACUUGUCUACUUUGAACUUAUUCUCUCAAACUGUUAAUUACUAUUUGAAUAGUUUUGAUGAAGGUGAGAUAUUUGAGAAUGCUUUUGAAAUUUUGAGUUCAUUCGACGAAAUUAUUGUUAUGGGUAAUAAAGAAGAUUUGACUAUUUCCCAAGUAAAUACUUAUUUGGCUAUGGAAUCUCAUGAGGAAAAGAUUCAAGAGAUUAUUGAACGUAAUAAAGAAACUGAAGCCAAUGCUGAAAGGAAACGUCGUGCGAAGGAAAUUGCUAGAAAGGAGCAUGAAAGAAAAAUGGGAAUGCCAUCUGCGGAUGAUCUAUCCUCUCAUAAAUUCAUGGGCAGCAACGAUGCUAAGAUGGAAACUGCUUAUAAUAGUUAUUAUAGCCAUGCUUCUGCUGCGGCCCAACAAUCGUUCUUGCAUUCCCAACAACAGCAACAACAGAAAGUUCAAGAUCAACAAUAUUCUAAAUACCAAGGAACAAGCAAUGCAUUUGGUGGUAGCGGUAUGAAACUAUCAGGUAAUAAUAAACAAUCUGGAGCAGUCGCCGCUAGAAAGUUGCGUCCAUUGCCAAAAGAACCAGAAGAAGAUAAACCAGAUAACAACGGUAUUUUAAUAUCCAUCAAAGAGACUGUAGGAGCUGAAAUUUCAAGGGAUGGUAGUAUAUUGUCCUCAGAAUUGAAAGGUGUUCUAGAGCUACGUAUCAAUGAUGAAUCUCUAGCUCAUGCCAAAUUGCAAUUGACUAGUAACGUGAAUGUUUCCGACAAAUCCUUUCAAUUUAAGACACAUCCAAAUAUUGAUAAGAACUCAUUUUUAUCAUCUAAAGCACUUGGUCUGAAAUCAAAUGAUAAAGCAUUCCCAUCCAAUGACCAAAGUUUGGGUGUCUUGAGAUGGCGCAAGGUCGGAACUGCUGACGACAAGUCAAUUGUUCCUUUAGAUAUCUCUACAUGGGUAACACCUUCUGAUAUUCAAGAAGGUGUCUUUGAUGUCACCGUGGAGCUUGAAAUCAAUGAGAACUAUAAACAUCCAUUGAAUGAAAUUACUUUCAAUAUCCCAAUAGGAACAUCUAAUGUAUCUAUUAGCGAUGAUAACAAUGACGUUAAUGCAACUGUCAUUGAGGCAAAUGAGGAAGAAGGUGUCAUAAUCAAAGUUGAACGCAUCGAACCAGGUAGUUCGGGUGUUUUCUCAUUUACUAUUGAUUCUGGUUCUGAAGAAACUUUGUUCCCUAUGAACGUUUGUUUCAAGAACGAAUUGGUCAGCGAGCAGAGCUUUACAGGCGUUGGUAUCUCCAAUAUUGUUAGUAGUAAAGACGAUUCUGAAGCUUUGCCUUACGAUGUAAUAAGUUACUUAAACGCAGAGGACUAUUUGGUCGUAUGA